Messenger RNA from Calliphora vicina (urban bluebottle blowfly), 743 nucleotides. RefSeq names its product vago (gene Vago). The coding region runs from base 46 to 600 and encodes 184 amino acids. Lineage: Eukaryota; Metazoa; Arthropoda; Insecta; Diptera; Calliphoridae. The record is from RefSeq and is a predicted model, not a curated record. The transcript is spliced from 3 exons.
AAUUUAAUCAAAAAUAUUGCAAUUUUGAAAAAGUAAUAAAACAAAAUGUUAAAAGUUUCCUGUAAGUGUUGCAGUAAAUUGUUUAAAAUUUGCGUAUUUUUAAUAUUAAUGCUAAAUAGCAUUGUGACGUUUGCUCAUCCUUCGGCUACAUAUUCACGUGAUCGUUAUAAUGCCAAAUGCACUGAUCCCGAAACCAAUCGAGAGCUAUAUAUUGGCGAAGUUUUCACCCGACCUGGUCAAUGCAUACGCGUACAAUGUCUAGGAACUCUGCAAUUAUGGCAAGACAGAUGCCAAGUACCCCAGCUAGAGGGUAAUUGUUAUCGCCUGCCCAUCGCCAACGAAUUCCUAGAUUAUCCCCGUUGCUGUUCAAAUUACGAGUGUAAAUCUUCUAAAUCCGAUGAUAAAAGUACUACCGAUGAGACCCGUCUGUACGAUCAUUAUGGACGUUUGUUGCGAGAGCAUAUAACCCAAAGAGUCAAGGUGUUGAUCAAAGAACCGGGUACGAUAACAACGUUCAAUUACACUGAGGGUGGUAGAACGGUGCUGUCGACAAGAAAUGCCGGCGAUAAUAUGGAGUAUAAAAUAAAUAAUAAUAGUUAAAGGAAAUAACAAUUAAAUUAUUGAAAUUUUUUGGGUUUUCAUUAAAGGGCAUACAAAUUGUGUUGAGAUGCUAGCUUGACGAUUUUCAACCACGUUUUUUGUUUAAGAAAUUAUUAUUUUAAUAAAAUUUAUUUAUUUUCUCA